UGGAUGUCUCGUCUUGCUUUUGUUAUUUCAGUAGUUUAUAAUUGUAAAGUAAGCUUAGAAAAUAAGUGCUACAUCUAACUGAUACUUUUGUUUGCUUUCUUUUGACAGCUCACGCGUUUGCUAGCUCACGUGCUAACUAGCUUGCUAGUUUUACAUAGCUAGCUAACUAGCUAGCUAGCAGACAUGGAUUCCCAGAAAGACAUGCAGCCUCCUAAACAGCAGCCCAUGAUCUACAUCUGUGGAGAGUGUCACACAGAAAACGAGAUCAAGGCCCGAGACCCGAUCCGCUGCAGAGAGUGCGGCUACAGAAUCAUGUACAAGAAGAGGACGAAGAGACUGGUUGUGUUCGACGCCAGAUGAGCUCCACCCGAUGAACUCCUGCUCUGAACUAAAACCCUUUUUCCUUUUUCUUUGUUUUUCUUUCCUCCAUUUUAUUUGAAUUUGUAAAUAAGUGUGUAGGAACAAUACAGUUUUGUCUACAAAAAAAAGCUGAGUCAUUGUCCUGCUUGUGUUGAAACUGUUGGUUUAUAAAUCCUGUGGCUUCUGGUGUUUUUCUGUUCGGACGAGGAAACUGUAUCAGUCAGUUCACUCCAUUCUGCUGCUUUACAGGUUAAAACACGUCGAGUGUAAAGACAUCACGUCUCCUAUUAAAUUCUACACCGUCUCUCUCUCUCUCUCUCUCUCUCUCUCUCUCUCUCUCUCUCUCUCUCUCUCUCUCUCACACACACACACACUGAGCUUUAAGAGAACUGUUUCAGCAGGAUGUACUCCUGUAUUUUUAUUCUAACACUCUAAAAGCAAAAGAUAAAAUGGUAAAACUAUGAUUUAUUAUUUAUGUAAUAAAUAACAUGUAGUAAAAAUUCAAUAGGAUUUUAUUUUGUA
Molecule: messenger RNA, 882 nt
Organism: Ictalurus punctatus (channel catfish)
Lineage: Eukaryota; Metazoa; Chordata; Actinopteri; Siluriformes; Ictaluridae
Gene: polr2k
Product: RNA polymerase II, I and III subunit K
Exons: 4
Coding region: 184-360 (58 amino acids)
Biological process (GO): DNA-templated transcription
Cellular component (GO): RNA polymerase II, core complex; RNA polymerase I complex; RNA polymerase III complex
Molecular function (GO): DNA binding; zinc ion binding; DNA-directed RNA polymerase activity
Source: RefSeq, a predicted model, not a curated record